ACGGCGUGCCAUUUGUGUUUGCAUUUGUGUUUAAUUUGCGCGUCCAAAAGGAUCAGAGUUGCUAACGAAAUAGAGAUAAAACCGAGAUAGAUAAGAAGUAACCAUGGCCCACGACGGGGAGCAGUUCAUCAAGGACGUCCAGCGCGAGUAUGUGGACUUCCUGGACGACGAGGAGGACCAGGGCAUCUAUGCGGGCCACGUCAAGGACAUGAUAGCGGAGAAGAGCAAGCGGCUGAUCGUCAAUGUCAACGAUCUGAAGCGCAAGAAUCCGCAGCGCGCUUUGGGACUCCUGGGCAACGCCGCCGAUGAGCAGCUGGCCUUUGGCAGGGCCCUCAAGGAGUACGCAUCCACGGUGGACCCAAGCUACGCCAAAAUGCACGAGGAUCUGUUCGUGGGCUUCGAAGGAUGCUUCGGCAAUCGGCAUGUGACGCCGCGUUCCCUCACCUCCAUGUACCUGGGCAACAUGGUCUGCGUGGAGGGCAUUGUCACGAAGGUCUCCCUCAUUCGCCCCAAAGUAGUGCGCAGUGUUCACUAUUGCCCGAAUACGCGCAAGGUGAUGGAGCGCAAGUACACGGAUCUCACGUCCUUCGAGGCUGUGCCCUCUGGCGCCGCCUAUCCCACCAAGGACGAGGAUGGCAAUCUGCUCGAGACCGAAUUCGGUUUGUCCGUCUACAAGGAUCACCAGACGCUGACCAUCCAGGAGAUGCCCGAAAAGGCCCCGGCCGGCCAGCUGCCCCGCUCCGUGGACAUUGUGUGCGAUGAUGAUCUCGUGGAUCGCUGCAAACCCGGCGAUCGCGUCCAGAUCGUCGGCAGCUAUCGCUGUCUGCCCGGCAAGCGCGGCGGCUACACCUCCGGCACCUUCCGCACCGUCCUGCUGGCCAACAACAUCUCGCUGUUGAGCAAGGAGAGCAAUCUGGACAUCUCGCGCGAGGACAUCAUGCUGUGCAAGAAGCUGGCCAAGAACAACGACAUCUUCGAGCUGCUCAGCAAGAGUCUGGCGCCUUCGAUCCAUGGACAUGCGUAUGUGAAGCAGGCCAUUCUCUGCCUGCUGCUGGGCGGCGUGGAGAAGAUCCUGCCGAAUGGCACACGACUGCGUGGCGAUAUUAAUGUCCUGCUCAUCGGCGAUCCCUCGGUGGCCAAGUCGCAGCUGCUGCGUUAUGUCCUGAAUACGGCUCCACGUGCCAUUCCCACCACUGGCCGCGGAUCCAGUGGCGUUGGUUUGACGGCGGCGGUGACCACGGAUCAGGAGACCGGCGAGCGACGUCUGGAGGCGGGCGCCAUGGUCCUCGCCGAUCGCGGCGUGGUCUGCAUCGAUGAGUUCGACAAGAUGAGCGACAUUGAUCGCACGGCCAUCCACGAGGUGAUGGAACAGGGCAGGGUCACCAUUUCCAAGGCGGGCAUCCAUGCCUCUCUGAAUGCUCGCUGCUCCGUCUUGGCCGCCGCUAAUCCGGUCUACGGAAGGUACGAUCAAUACAAAACGCCCAUGGAGAACAUUGGGCUGCAGGACUCGCUGCUCUCCCGUUUCGAUCUGCUCUUCGUGAUGCUGGACGUGAUCGACAGCGAUGUGGACCAGAUGAUCUCGGACCAUGUGGUGCGCAUGCAUCGCUACCGCAAUCCCAAGGAGGCCGACGGCGAGCCCCUCUCCAUGGGCAGCUCCUAUGCGGACUCCCUGUCCUUUGUUUCCAGCAGUGAUGAGAAAAAGGACACCGAGGUGUAUGAGAAGUACGACGCCCUGCUGCACGGCAAGUCCCGCCAGCGGCACGAGAAGAUCCUGUCGGUGGAGUUCAUGCGCAAGUACAUCCACAUUGCCAAGUGCAUGAAGCCCAAGCUGGGCGAGCAGGCCUGCGAGGCGAUUGCCAACGAGUACUCGCGCCUGCGCUCCCAGGAGGCGGUCGAAACGGAUGUGGCCCGCACCCAGCCCAUUACGGCCCGUACGCUGGAGACCCUCAUCCGUCUGUCCACCGCCCAUGCCCGCGCCCGCAUGUCCAAGUCGGUGACCAUCGACGAUGCCCAUGCGGCCAUCGAGCUGGUGCAGUUCGCCUACUUCAAGAAGGUCCUGGAGAAGGAGCGCGGCGGCGGCAGCAAGCGUCGCCGGAACAGCGGCGGCUCCGAGGAGGAGCAGGAUGACCACGAGGCCUCCUCCAGCCAGCGCUCUCCCUCAUCGCGUCGCUCCAAGCGCACCCGCACCGCUCCCGUUGGCGGCGAUAGCGACGAGGAGGACAUCGAGCCGCCGCAGCCGGAUGCCGGGGAUUUGACGCGCCGCGAGACGCGCCGUUCGCUGCCCGCCCGCAGCUCCCAGCUGGUGACCUCCAGCGAGGAGCAGUCGGUGGUUACUCCAACUCCCCCGGCGGCGGAGCCUGCCUCGAUCAGCGAUUCGCGGCUGGGCGAGUUCAAGAACAACCUGCAGCGCCUGUUCCGCGAGGCACGCGAACAGAGCCUGCCGCUGGCCAGGAUCACCAGCUCCAUCAACGAGGGCAGCCAGGAGCCCUUCACCGGCGGCGAAAUAGAGGCCGCCGUCCAUCGGAUGACCGAGGAUAACCAGAUCAUGGUGGCCGACGACAUCGUUUUCCUCAUCUAAUCUCACAUUCCACCGGGAACAUAAUAUUUAUCAUCAAACAAUUGCAUCCAUUAUCUAUUGUAACCCUCAUGUAUCCGUUAAGUUGUAUUUUUUGUUUACUUUUAUAUGAUAAUAAACACUUUGGAACUCUUAUUGCAA
Molecule: messenger RNA, 2716 nt
Organism: Drosophila takahashii
Lineage: Eukaryota; Metazoa; Arthropoda; Insecta; Diptera; Drosophilidae
Gene: Mcm3
Product: minichromosome maintenance 3
Biological process (GO): mitotic DNA replication initiation; double-strand break repair via break-induced replication; DNA replication
Cellular component (GO): MCM complex; nucleus
Molecular function (GO): ATP hydrolysis activity; ATP binding; single-stranded DNA helicase activity
Source: RefSeq, a predicted model, not a curated record